Molecule: messenger RNA, 4997 nt
Organism: Dicentrarchus labrax (European seabass)
Lineage: Eukaryota; Metazoa; Chordata; Actinopteri; Moronidae
Gene: homer3b
Product: homer scaffold protein 3b
Exons: 11
Coding region: 485-1585 (366 amino acids)
Biological process (GO): regulation of store-operated calcium entry; G protein-coupled glutamate receptor signaling pathway
Cellular component (GO): plasma membrane; dendrite; postsynaptic density
Molecular function (GO): G protein-coupled glutamate receptor binding
Source: RefSeq, a predicted model, not a curated record
GGAUCCCAGUGUGAUCUGGCAGGAGGCGGGAGGGGAGCGCAGCACAAGUCCUGGAAGAGGUUUGAGCCAAAAGCACUCCACUGCCCGACUUUCAUCGACAUUCCUCCGUCUGUCCUGCCCGCAGAGCUGAGCCAAACGAUCCACAGUGCGUAAUUACGCACGGGGACGGAAGAUCCGCGGUGUUGCUCGCCGUGGAAACCCGUGGACAAAGGCAGGCUGGAGUACAACAACUGACUUGAGAGGAGAGGAGAGGAGUACUGUUGUAGGGGAAAGGGGGGGAGGGAGGGGGGAGAUCUGGAGUCGGAAGUGAUUUGUCUGUUUUUUUCCAGAAAUGUAACUUGCGUCCUGGAUUUUGUGGAAGAAGCGAAUCAAUUUGGAAUAACGAGGGAAAAAAAGGACAAAAAGUGGAGCGGUGAGUGGCAUCAGACCCCAAACCAGCAUCCAGAUCCACGGAGCAUGGGAGGAGUUGCCUGCGAGCUGUAAAAUGUUCCCGCUACAUCGAGAGAGGGAGCAGCCCAUCUUCAGCGCCAGAGCUCAUGUCUUCCAGAUUGACCCGGCCACCAAACGCAACUGGCUGCCAGCCAGCAAACACGCCGUCACCGUGUCCUUCUUCUACGAUGCCAGCCGCAGCGUCUACCGCAUCAUCAGCGUGGGUGGCACAAAGGCCAUCAUCAACAGCACCAUCACCCCCAACAUGACCUUCACCAAAACCUCCCAGAAGUUUGGCCAGUGGGCAGACAGCCGGGCCAACACUGUCUAUGGCCUGGGCUUCUCCACAGAGCAGCAGCUGCAGCAGUUUGCAGAGCAGUUUAAGGAGGUGAAGGAGGCGGCCCGUCUAGCCAGAGAGAAAUCUCAGGAGAGGUUUGAACUGGCCAACCCUGCACUCAACAUUGCAGCUCCAGAGCUCUCCCAGGACUUGUCAGAGGAGCGCCAUUCUCCGCCGCUGCUCACAGUCAACGGGCCGGCCGAGGAAAAGCUGUUUCGCAGCAAGAGUGCCGAGGUGGAGCUAACGGUAGAGAAGGAGAGGGUCAAAAAGAUGUUGUCUGAAGGGUCCAUGUGUGAGAUAAACCUGGAGGCUGAGCUCUUCACCCUGCAGGACAGUAACGCCAAGCUGGUGGAAGCACUGCAGGAAGCCAACAGCAGCGUGGAGCAGUGGAAGAAACAGCUUGCUGAAUACCAGGAGGAGACAGAUCGCCUCAGAGACCAGGUUGCAGAACUGGAGGCCCAGCUGGGGCACCCUACUGCUGGUCAGACUGGUCGAGAGGAGCUGAAUCAGUCACUGGAGGAGCUGGAAGCCCAGCUGCAGGCCAAAGACCAGGAAAUUCACAAUCUACAGAGCAAGAAACCAGAUGUGGGUGAGCUAGAGAAGGAGAGAGAGGAGGCCAUGCAGAGACUCCAGGAUGUGGAGAGACGAAACACAGAGUUGGAGAAUCAGGUUCAGAGUGCUGAAAAGACGCUGGCCUCUAGCCGGGAGGAGCAGGAGCAGGCGGAGGUCGAGGUUCGACGCAUCAUCGAGGUUCUAGACGUCAAAAUCUGCGACCUGAACGACCUGAGACAGAGCCUGUCCAAACUCAUUGACAAAUAGCCACAGCAGCAGUUGGGCUGCAUCUCCACAGUCAGCACUGGUUCCACCCAUGUAGCCUUGAUUUGUGUUUUACUGGUGCAUCAGCAGAGCAAAAAUCAAAACAAUAUGGGGGAAAACGCACAGAUGUUUACCUUCAUGGAUCUGUUUUUUUUUAAGAUCAGUGGCGGUAAACAGCAGGUAUCAGAAAGCUUAAAGGUGUUAUGUGCAGAAUAAAACAUCAUUGUCAUUGUCACAUUAAAACUGCAACCUUGGUAUGAUUAUCAUAAACAGAUGACAGUAUGGUCUAAUCUGCUAAACUACUUGUUUUUCCAUACCAGCAGCUCCAUGUCAUUUUUCUUUUGUACCAGGUUUUACUAGUAUUUUUCCCAUCUGCCAUCACUGAAAACUCUGAAAGCUUUAGAUCCAUUUCCUCUGGAAGAACAGGCCCUCCUCCUCUUUUUGGUGCCCUAGCAAUCCAGUGUAUUGUGUUGUUUAGAGUGUACAAGUACAGCUCACAGUCUUUUCAGUGAUGGUCUCAAUUGUUUAUGGUAAUUAUACUGAUGUCUCAAAGGGACUGCGGUUACAUUUAUUGAUCACUAAUAAUACACAAAGUACCUUCAAAGGAGGAUUUGCACCAGAACUAAUUUUAAGCUUGCUAUUUUGCAAAAGUAGACAUUUCCAACGGGUAUCAAAGAUUUUCUACUUCUGUUUGAUGUAUCUUUAAUUUAAUACAGAGUGGGCAAUCUACUUGUAUUAGUGCAUUUUCUGACCAAAUUAAGAGGGAAGACUAGCAGUAAAACUAGGAAAAAAUCUGAAGAUAAUGGUCUGACUGUGUUUAAUAAAAGUCAGUGGUGCUCUGUUUUCAUGCUGAGCUGAAGGUCUCGAUCAUUCAACCGUGUCUGGCACAGACAGUGAAACUGAAGUGCAAGUGCUGUAACAGCAGGACUCACAUCAGGACUUAAAAUGGCUGAAAAGUAAAGUUUUAUGGACAGUUACACUUUUAUACCCAUACUAAACAUAAAUAUUUAUCAUAUAUUCUGGACAUUUCAUUUAUAGAAAAAAACAAAGCAACUCUUUGUUUUUGUCACUGCAGUUUGGCACAAGACUUUGACCACAUUACUCUAAUAGUCUGAGGCCCAUACAUAAUAUAUAAUAAUAGUCCUGUGUGAAUGAGGCUUUUAGAUUUGCAUUAUCUUAGAAGGUUAUUGGUAGAUCUCAGAAGUCACUGCAAGUAAGACAGCUGAGAAAAAUCAAGACAAGCUUUAAGAGUAAAAUGUCUGCUUUUACACAAUAACAAGCUUGAGGUCACACUGGUGUCAUCCUUCCUUCAACACUGUGGAGAUGCACAGAAUAGGAGUUUAGUCGAGGUACGGACACAUGGAGGCAAAGACCCUGAAUAAAGUCAGCUCCAGUUCACCAUCAGCAGCCUAAACUGGCCUCCCACCAGCCAGAACAUAAACAAACUCAGAGAUGCAACAACCUGCUCACACUCUGUCCUCUGAGGAUCGCUAGCGUACAAACGUUUUUUGUUCAUGUUUAAUGAGGACUGCUCUUUCUCACCAUUUAUUCUAUUAUUCAUGUUCAUCGAUGGGUUACUCACAGGAAGGGAUGGGAAAUCAACGAUAGCAACCAGCCAAAUUGCUCUUAAAUUCAAGAUGCGGUUGUCUGGCAGGUUUACCCUCUCCAUCAGGCCACGUUGACAGCUGGAUCAGCAUGUGAAGGAAAGGUCCUGAUGUGAAACUGUGGCCUGUGGACAGAGACGCUGCUUUCCCACGCUGAUGUUGUGCUGAGUUGAACCUGAGGUUGCACUUGAUAUUGUUUGUGCCAAGUUUGUUUUUGUUUACAUUUGUCAGCAUUCACAAAAUAAUCCAGUUCUACUUUAUGUACUUUUUUUCUGUGUUGCUCAACACUACCAUUUACCAUAAUAGUAAUAAUAGGCUCAGUGGCGCCGCAGAGCAUAGAUCACUAUGAGAGCACUGCAUGAGCUCUGCAGAAGCCCCAUACCUGCUAAGGAAUGUGAAGCUGUAUGUGUGUGUGUGUGUGUGCACAAUACUUAACAGCCUGCAAACGGAGACUGCUCGAGUUAAAAAGCACAACUGCAGUAGUUUUAGUAAGCGGGUACUUAAUUGACUUGUCUGUCAGCUUUGUAUGUGAACUUCUGAUGCACAAUAUCUAUCGAUCUUUGCUUCUCGCCCCCGAUGAGUUAUUGAUUUCUUCAUAUGACAGUAAUAUAGGUACAAAUAAGGUGCAUUCCUUUGCAGCUGAUGAUGCAGUAACUACAAGGAUCAUAAUAACAUGUCAAAAUGUGAUUUAAAUGGGUCAUAACGAAAUCUGUUGAUUUAAUAAAGUGCCAGAUAGUGUACUAACACCCCAUUAUUCCAGUGAUCUGCAAUUAUUUGUGUUAGACAUACAAAUACUUAUACAGUUCAACAAGCCAAAUGCAGUAAAAAUAGUUAUGUUACUGCAUUAUGUUGCUAUUGAUCACAUCCAGAGAUUUUAUUAUACCACAUUUACAUUAAAACUUUCACGUUUUGUCAUUUUGACAAGUGAUUACACUAUCUUGGAGUUCUGACAUCAGCUGCUUCAUGCAAACAUCACUCAAUUAGCAAUAAAGUUACUAGCAUAGAUGCUUGUUAAUACAAUUAAUCUGUAGGUAAUGAGACUUCAGUUCAGACUGCCCCGUUUUUAUUUCAUGGCUUCACCAGAUUAUUAAUGGACUAGCCUUUUAUCAAGCAUGAAGAAAAAAUGCAUCAGAGGCCAUCGCCUCCUCUGCACCAUCUCCUCACGGUUGACGUCCGAAACACUUUGCUUCACAACAACCUUAUUCCAGUGUAGGGGGGGCAGGGACUGUCGUCUGUAAGACCAAAUUUGCCCCCAGGUGUCAGUACACUGACCUCUCUAUUGAGGUUGUAACAGAGGACUAAACCAGCUGCAGCAUAAAUAGUAGAGGCAGGUUUAAGGACAUUGCUCACACUAUAUAAAAAAAACCCCACAAUUAACAGCAAUAAAUGGAAUAUGUCUGAACAUCUGUGGGUGGAUUCCUCCUUAAAUACACUGGAAUAAGGUCUUUGCAGACUACAAGAGAGAAUGCAGUACCAAAGACGCACCGCUGUCAUGCUGAAGCCACAUCAACUGGAAUAAACAACUAAGAUUCAUCUCCAUCAGAUUUUACCUAAGUUUGACUUUGCUCCGUGUCCAAAACAUUCGACCUUUCAGUACGACUCAAAAUACCUCAGAAUAGUUUCAUUGAAGUGUUGGUAAAUACGAGGAAAAACGGUCGACUGGUGUUUGUCAAUUGAAGGCCAUGAUUUUGUUGUUUCGUAAGAACUGAUGAAUUGAGGAGAGCAGGUGUUUGUAUGGAAUUUGACAAUGUGAGAUGAGUUCCUUAUAUUUGUAUAGAACUGUUUAACAUUAAAACUCAGUCAUGCAGUCA